Tribolium castaneum (red flour beetle) is the source of this 1658-nucleotide messenger RNA. RefSeq names its product sorting nexin-30. Gene Ontology annotation, cellular component: early endosome; phagophore assembly site. Gene Ontology annotation, biological process: protein transport; piecemeal microautophagy of the nucleus; endocytic recycling. The record is from RefSeq and is a predicted model, not a curated record. Gene Ontology annotation, molecular function: phosphatidylinositol binding. Lineage: Eukaryota; Metazoa; Arthropoda; Insecta; Coleoptera; Tenebrionidae. Bases 204 to 1574 code for a protein of 456 amino acids. The transcript has 4 exons.
AAGAAGACUGAAUAAGCGCAGUUCAUCAGAGUAGAAAGUCAUUGUUUAUUCCCGAUUAAAACACUCACUUGGGUGUUGAAAAAAAAUUGUUCCAACUGAUACACAUUCGGUAGUACGAACAGAUAGUUCUUAUGCUUGACGCAGUUACGCCCAUCUGUCCUAAUUAACCUAACCUCACUUCAUUACAAAUACUUUUUAUUAUUAUGGCAAGUAAUAACACCUCUGCCGUUUUAGACAUAGUAGUGGAGAGUAAAGAAAUUUCGUCAAUUUUAAAAGAUUACGACCGCUCAAGCAUAUGUAGCGGCUCAACCAUUGAUAAUUCUCUUGUGCAAUCACCCAGCCUGGAAAGUUUUUCAACAAUCCAAGACAUAGAAAACUUAUCCGAGCUAAACAUGGACGAAAACUCCGACCUGAGUGUUAAAAUAGACAAUCCUCAGAAGCACCUCGAGACGCUUGAAACCUACAUCACCUUCAGAAUAACAACAAAAGUCGCGCGUAUCGAAUACUCGGAGAACGAAUACGUCGUCCGCAGACGCUACAACGACUUCAUUUGGUUGCGUCAGAAGCUAACCGAAUGCCACCCUUUUUGCAUAGUCCCUCCACUGCCCGGCAAGCACUCGCUCAUAGGCCAACUAGAUAGGUACUCGAAAGACUUCAUCCUACUGCGGAUGAAAGCUUUGAAUGUUUUCGUUUCGCGCAUCGUUAAUCACCCGAUUUUGAGCUGCAAUGAGCAUUUCAAGACGUUCCUCACAGCCAAACAACCCGACUUCAAUUUACACCGCCGACAACGAACCAACUCAGAGAACAAGAUCCGCACCUUAAGCCAUUCCAACUCGACUCACAGCGCGCUGAAAAACCGCCACUUGGAGUUCGACAAAACCAAAUCGUACUUAACCGUCUUAUCCGAGAAGCUGUCCUCAAUCGAGAAAAUUUCUAGUCGUAUUAAUAAAGAGCGCAUCGAUUUUAUCGUAGAGCUGAACAGUUACCACCCGAUUUUCACAACGUGGGCCACUAGCGAGCCCGAACUGGCCGCGCUGUUGCAGAACAUCGGGUGCGCUGUGGAGCGCAAUACCGCCGCUCAGAACAUGCUAGUCCAGAGUUACCCCACGGUUAUCGGUAACCCGAUCCGCGAUUUCCUCACUUACAUUGACGUGGUCCAAGACACCAUAAAGAAGCGCGAGGCUUAUCAGUGCGCGUACGAGAACUCGUUGGAGGAGUUGAACAAGCGUCACAGCGAGAAAGAUAAGCUGAUUGCGUCGUCACAUAAUCCGUCCCAAGCCGCCGGCUUUUCGCUCUGGAAGCAGCCGAGCUGCGACGAGAAGCUGGAGAAGUUAGGCGUUUACAUUCCGCAGUUGCUGAAGAAGGUCGAGGCGAACCAGGACAGUCUGGAGUGCGCUAACGAGUCGCUCAGGAGCGACAUUGAACACUGGCAGCUCGAAAAGCAACAAUGUCUUAAAAAGAUUUUGCUUGAUUUUGUUAACAAGCAAAUUGAGUACUACCAAGCCACUGUCAACGCUUGGGAGCACGUCACUAGCGAAAUUGCGCCACAAAACAACGUGGCCGUGUCCAAAUGAUAUAAAAAGUACUUGUAGAUCUCACUGUACAUUCCUAACUUAUUUAACUUAAUUUAAUAUAUUUAAUAAAAUGCUCGAGUCAAA